GCCAGGUCCGGCGCUGCCCACUCGAGGGAGCCCGCGCCCCGCGCCCGCCCGACCCUCAGCCCGUCUCACGAGCCGGGCACCUGUGCCAGGAACCCACUGGAUCUACUGAGAAGGGACAGACGUUCAGAACAAACAUCAUGAGCAUCUCAGCUCUGGGAAGUGGCAGCAAAGGGAAGUCUCUGCCACCUGGUGAGGAGGAGCGCAAUAACGUCCUCAAGCAAAUGAAAGUACGGACCACACUGAAGGGUGACAAGAGCUGGAUCACCAAGCAGGAUGAAUCGGAGGGCCGAACAAUAGAGCUGCCCUCAUGCCGGAACCGCGCCACAUCCUUUUCCUCAGUUGGAGAGAUUUCAAAGGCCAGCAGGUCUCCAAGCACAAGGGCUCCCACUGGCUAUAUCAUCCGGGGCGUAUUCACCAAACCCAUAGACAGCUCAUCCCAGCUCCAUCAGUGCCUCCCCAAGACAAAUGGAGCUCCGAAAAGUGCUGCUGCGCUGCUUGGAGCCGCUAACCCUGGCCCUUCGCGCCCCUCCUCCUCUGGCUACAAGAUGACCACAGAGGAUUACAAAAAGCUGGCACCCUACAACAUCCGGCGCAGCUCCACAUCAGGGGCUGAGGAGGAGGAGGUGCCCUUCUCUUCAGACGAGCAGAAACGAAGGUCAGAGGCUGCAAGCAGUGUGCUGAGGAAAACAGCUCCACGCGAGCACUCCUACGUCCUGUCAGCAGCCAAGAAGAGCACUGGCAGUCCAACCCAAGAGCUACAGGCCCCAUUCAUUGCAAAGAGGGUUGAGGUGGUGGAUGAGGACGGGCCUGCUGAGAGGAGCCAUGUGUCCAGUGACAGGAAAGAGAACAGAAAUCACUUAAGAGGGGAGGAGAUUGUCCGCUUACAGAUCACAACACCCAGGGCAGGACUCCGCCUGGUGUCCCCAGACCUGGAAGUCAUGAGGUCUUCCCCAGGCCAUAAAGAUGAGGGCCUCUGCUCCAGAGAGCUCAAGGGAGAGCCAGCCGAUGAGGACACCAUCAUGGUCCCCAACCCUGAAAGACCAGCGGUGCAGGUGACUGAUGGCACUGUGGGAUCUGGAGCCACAGGGUCCCCACCAGAAGGCUUUGCUGGAGCAGACGUCGACUCAGAAAGAAGAGGGCUGAGCUCAACUGCUAGCACCACCCCUUUCCUGGAUGCUCAGGAUAUGCACGGCACCAACUCACACUCCUGCAAGCCUGAACCAGUGGCCAUCAGCUCCAGAAGCAUGUCAGCUUCAGCCCUGGAUGAUAGGAAGAAUACUGGUGUGGCAGACCCGCAAGACACAGAGGCAGAUCCGAAGGGCACCCCAGCUGGUUGUGAAGAGAAGAGUGUGGUUCCCAACAUCAGCAAGGCCUGGCCAGAGAGACCUGGAGCCCCGCAGACUAUGCAGGGAGACCCAGCUGAAGCCAUUCAGCCACCCGCAGAACUGAGCACCCCAGAACAGCAGAGAAGCCCCAGUGGACCUGAGCACCUCCUCGAGCUGGAAGGCUGUGCCAGCAGCACCUCAGCUGGUUGUGAGGAGAAGACUGUGGCCCCCAAGACCAGUGAGGCCUGGCCAGAGAGACACGGAGCCCCAGAAGGUGUGGAGGGAGGCCCAAUUGCAGCCACUCAGCAACCUAUAGACCCGAGCACCCCAGAGCAGCAGAGCAGCCCCAGCGGUCCUGAACACCUCAUCGAACUGGAGGGCUGCUCCAGCAGGGUGAGAAGUCCCGCCAGCUGCAUGGUCACUCUUACUGUUGCUGCUGCCACUUCAGAACAGCCUCCCAUUUAUGUUGCAGACCCUACAAGUGAGAUGGACUCCAGCUCAACCACCAAAGGGAUUCUCUUCGUGAAGGAGUACAUGAAUACUAGUGAGGUGUCUUCUGGGAAGCCAUUGACCGCACACUAUGGCAGUACCAGUGGCAUUGAGGACUCAUUUGACAUGGACAAGAAGUCCCCAUAUGAUGGCCCUCCAAUCUCUGAGAGGACACGUGGAGGGCUCUGUACUUACUGCAGCCGAGAGAUCCGAGACUGUGCAAAGAUCACCCUUGAACAUCUUGGCAUCUGCUGCCAUGAGUAUUGCUUUAAGUGUGGGAUUUGCAGUAAGCCAAUGGGUGAUCUCAUGGAUCAGAUCUUCAUUCACCGUGACACUGUCCACUGUGGGAGGUGCUAUGAGAAACUCUUCUAGCUCCCCAGGCUGAGAAGCUGAUGAACCGCAGACAAGUUUGGCUGUCCCGGCGGCCCACGUUGCUGGCUCCUCGUUCCUUGCUUCCACCUCUGAUUUCACCCUACUUCUUCCCUUCUUAGGUCGAACGUACUUACAUCCAGCAUUGUUUCUUAAUGAUGUUAUGAUGAUUACUUGUGUGGUAGCUUUUUAUAGCUUAGAUAACACUUUAUAUCCAUGAUCUCAAUUUGGGCUUGAAGUCCUUGAUCACAGGAGUAAGAACUCAGUUUCGUCUUCCCUAACAUAUAUUGGCUUUCUAAUGAGCUUAGGUGGCCUUGUAUGUUAGGCAUGGGCAGAAGUGCGUGCCGAAUCCCUGAGGCUUCAGAGGGGCCAAAUUGACUAUUGACGAUCCCUGGUGGGUAAAUUUGCAGACUUUGAAUGCUAGGGUUUGGCAUAGAUUGUUUACUCACCAUAUAUAUUUUUGAGUUUUCCAUACACUUUUUAAAGUAGUUAGUUGUUUCGAAUGAGUUAUGUAGCAGGAUUUAAUUAUACCCUCCUCCAUCCGCCUUGGACUAUAUUUGAGUUUUUCUAUGCAGGCAUGUGGGCAGGUGUCAGAACAUUUACCCCGGCUUACAUUCAGUAAGAUAUGAUGUUACAAGGCUACUAACUAAAGGGAGAUCUGCUUGUUUGAUUAUUGGUAGCUGGUUCAGGUGUUUGCCCUCGAUGUCUUGCUCGCUGAGCUUCCCUCAGAAACCCUCUCAGUGGAAGGAGGAAGAAAGAAAAGUAGAUAAUAUCUCUUGAGGCCUCAGCACUUAGCAGACAUUAUCACUAAGCGACAGCUUUAACCCCUGUGACAAUCUUGUCCCAUUUUACAGGUGAGGGUAGUGAAGCUCAAAGCCUGUACACUAUUGCCUCUUCAGGAGCAGUGAGAGUAGUGACACCGACUUAGUAUAUAGCAUGGAUGAAGGCCAAGGCACCGUGUGGUGUGGAGGAAAGCUAAUUCCUCCCUGGGAACACUGCCCCUUGAGCCUCCCACAAGGCAGAUUCUUCAACAGGGGAAAGUCAUGAAAUCCCGUUCCUCCCUGGGCAUCUUGGAUGCCCCCUUGAAGUACUACAAGAACCAGAUUUUCCCCUUUGCCUCUCCACCCUCACCAUGAAAACACCUCCAAGCAGCUUUCACCAGGGAGAGAGGUGACUCAUGCAUAUUCCCAGGGAAGGCUGCAGUAGGCUAGCUGCCCUGAGCAGAGUCUUCGGUCACCUCCUGUUUUCCAGUCCCCACUCUUGCCUCAUGCUGGCAGUAACUAGAAGCAUCCCAGAUACUCGACUACACUCUGGUGCCUUUGAGCCCAGCCUUCAUUGUCAGCUCCCUGAGAAGAGGCAGCCUAAGGGAUAAAGAGGCAAAGUGAGGGUCUCCUCUUCUCUCUGAAUUGUAAAAUGACUCUCCAUCUUUCUCCAGCUUCUGAGCCCUAUGCACAUUGGUUUGUGGCCUUGUUCUUCAUGUCAAAUGUUCAGAGAAUACUCCACUUGUUCGCACAGCUGUCUACUGGGUUUACUUUGAAGGGGAGAAGUGGUACAGUAUGCCAUGUCCCCACGCUGCUGAGUGUGAACUAAUCAUCAAGUCUAGCUCCCAACAUGGGAAUUGGCACAUGGUGAGGACUCACACAUAGGUGCUAAGCAAAUGAAUGAAAGAGAACUAAGUCAGACCUUUGGUUAGAGGUGUUAUCUAGGAGUUUAGUACAAGCUCCACAGAUGGGAUGAGAGGUAAAGAGCCCAAGACAGGCUGGUUUCCCCACCUUAAAGGUGAAUUCUGCCCUUAAGGGAGUUCAAGAACCAACAUGCAAGAUACUGAAAGACAGCUUGCAAGGUCAGUAUUGAUUUGGGUCUAAAAAAGCCCCUUUUAUGUCCUAAAAGACAAAGAUUCCUGCAGUGUUAAAGACAAGGGAUGGUUGUAUUGUUUCUUCUUUUUUAUUGCUUAAAGUUCCUAAUUAUACUUGCUUAUUUCACAUUCAUGUACCCAAAUUAUAAUAAAUGUUAAGAUAUUAUA
Jaculus jaculus (lesser Egyptian jerboa) is the source of this 4206-nucleotide messenger RNA. RefSeq names its product zinc finger protein 185 with LIM domain (gene Znf185). Bases 138 to 2186 code for a protein of 682 amino acids. NCBI's taxonomy places the organism in Eukaryota, Metazoa, Chordata, Mammalia, Rodentia, Dipodidae. The transcript is spliced from 24 exons. The record is from RefSeq and is a predicted model, not a curated record.